Molecule: messenger RNA, 847 nt
Organism: Nothoprocta perdicaria
Lineage: Eukaryota; Metazoa; Chordata; Aves; Tinamiformes; Tinamidae
Gene: PSMB3
Product: proteasome subunit beta 3
Exons: 6
Coding region: 46-663 (205 amino acids)
Biological process (GO): proteasome-mediated ubiquitin-dependent protein catabolic process
Cellular component (GO): proteasome core complex, beta-subunit complex; proteasome core complex
Source: RefSeq, a predicted model, not a curated record
GGCCGUGGUGACUGUGGUGGUGGCGGUGACUCUGCGGGCGGCACCAUGUCGAUUAUGUCCUAUAACGGCGGGGCCGUCAUGGCCAUGAAGGGCAAGGGCUGCGUGGCCAUCGCGGCCGACCGGCGCUUCGGCAUCCAGGCGCAGAUGGUGACCACGGACUUCCAGAAGAUCUUCCCCAUGGGAGAGCGGCUCUACAUCGGCCUGGCGGGGCUCGCCACCGACGUGCAGACCGUUGCCCAGAGACUGAAGUUCAGGCUGAACCUGUACGAGCUGAAGGAGGGCAGGCAGAUCAAGCCGCAGACGUUCAUGAGCAUGGUUUCUAAUCUGCUCUAUGAGAGACGGUUUGGACCAUAUUACACAGAACCAGUCAUUGCUGGUCUGGACCCCGUAACGUACGAACCUUUCGUCUGCUCCCUAGACCUGAUCGGCUGCCCCAUGGUCACUGAUGACUUUGUGGUCAGCGGCACCUGCUCGGAGCAGAUGUAUGGAAUGUGCGAGUCCCUCUGGGAGCCCGACAUGGAACCAGAUCAGCUCUUUGAAACGAUCUCCCAGGCCAUGCUGAAUGCAGUGGACAGAGAUGCCCUGUCCGGGAUGGGUGUAGUAGUACACAUCAUUGAAAAAGACAAGAUCACCACGAGGACGCUGAAAGCUCGCAUGGACUAGCACCGCUGCUCCGGCCUUUCACCUCCCACGCCGCUUGGAACUUUUWUAAAUAAAACGCUUUUCCUCUAGUGUAGUUAAGUUCUCAUUUUCUUAAGUCUGAACAUUAGGAUUAAGUUCUCAUCUCCCUCGGAAGCUCUCAAAAGAGCCUCCCUUUCUCUGAGCUACCUGUAAGUAAUCCCGCAGU